Molecule: messenger RNA, 909 nt
Organism: Trachymyrmex septentrionalis
Lineage: Eukaryota; Metazoa; Arthropoda; Insecta; Hymenoptera; Formicidae
Gene: Nrk1
Product: nicotinamide riboside kinase 1
Exons: 1
Coding region: 306-881 (191 amino acids)
Cellular component (GO): cytoplasm
Source: RefSeq, a predicted model, not a curated record
GUAGCAACUUGUCAGAACAUGCAGCGAUAUCAACUAUAUCUUUGUAACUUAUCAUUAUAACAUUGCGUAAUCAUUAUAUCGCGUUUUAUAAUACUCAUAUAUACAACUUGUGACAUACAUGUAUGAAUGUGUUAUAAAGAAUGUAAGAAUGUAUAAAAUUGUAUGAUAGGGAGAUAAAGAGGAAGGGGUUACAUCAUUCAAUUUACUCUGAGCUAUUGAAACGUUAUAAACUUAUUAAUAAACUCUCUUAUUUACACUAUAUCAAGCGCUACUACUGCUACGGCACUACUGCAAGCAAAUUAAACAUGGUGAAGCAGUGGUUUGUCGUUGGUAUAUCUGGUGCAACCUGUAGUGGAAAAAGUACAUUGGCUAAUAAAAUCCAUGAUAAUUUUCCAACAUCCGUUCUGGUGUGUCAAGACAAUUAUUUUUUGCCACCAGACGAUCCACGUCAUGUUAAGAUACAGGAAUUGAAUCACCUAAAUUGGGAGCUAUCAACAAGCUUGGAUAUGCAAAAAAUGUAUUCAGAUGUUAUAAGGAUACUUCAGUCUCCCGAAAAAAAUCCAACCGAUUCAAAGACGUUAUUGAUAUUGGAUGGUUUCUUGCUCUUCGAACAUAAGGCCAUCACAGAUUUAUGUGAUUGUAAAUACUUUUUAACGUUGACAAAGGAGCAAUGCUGGGAACGAAGAAAAAAUCGUAUAUAUGAGCCGCCUGAUGUGCCGGGAUAUUUUGACAAAAUAGUAUGGCCCGAAUUUGUAAAGUACAAAAAUGAAAUUAUACAAGACAAUGAGCUAUAUGAAACUAUAACAUUUAUCGAUGGAUCGAAGGAUGUGGAAGAAAUUUGUGAAAUGGUUUUCAAGAAAAUUGAUCAAUUAUUAUCUUAAAAAUGUAACUCAGUUUAACUCUUCUUGU